AUGACAAAUAAACCCCAAUACCAAGUCGUCAUCGUUGGCGCCGGCAUAGGCGGCCUCACCCUCGCUUCCAUCUGCCGCCGCCUCUCCCUCUCCUACACCAUCCUUGAGCGCCUCCCCUCCCUCACUCCUGCAGGCGCAGCAAUUUCUCUCUCUCCCCAGGCCCUCUCCGUGCUCGACCAACUAGGUCUCUACUCUGCACUCAAAGCCGUCGCUCAGCCCAUGACAAGAAUCAGGGUCUCGCAGAACGGCAAAUUGUGGAAUGAGCUGGACUGGACUAUCUGUGAGAAGAUUUAUGGAUACCCGGUUGUUACGGUGGAAAGAGCGAAGUUGAUGCAGAUUCUGUAUGCUGCAGCUGGGAAGGAGAAGGUGCAGCUUGGUUGUGCGGUACAGGAUGUGGUCGAAGAUGCAGAGAAUGAGAGUGUCAGCGUACAUCUUGCUGAUGGACGCAUUCUAUCAGCCAGUAUCGUCGUAGGCGCAGAUGGCAUCCGAUCCGCCGUUCGACGUACAUUGGCUCGCGAGACAGGCAACGCAAACGCAGGCAACACCAUUAAGUUUACUAAACGAGUACACAUGUCUGGGUGGAGCCAUCCUUUGCCCGGACUCGGUGAAAAGGAGCUCGGUGUUGCGAAUUGGUUGUUUUACGAUGAUAGCGUGAUGAUGACGUUUGGUGGACGAGAUAAUAGACAGUGGUUUAUUGCUAUUAGGGAGUGUGAGGAGAUUCCGGAUAAGGACCGCAGCGUCUGGGUAGGUGUUACACCGGGGAUGAUUAAGGAGGUUCACGGAGAGAAGGAACAUCCCUUUGCCAAAAAGACAGGAAAGCUUGGCGAAAUCGUGGAUCAAGCUGAACGCGUGCUCGCAACUAAUAUCUUCGCCGAGUACGCAUAUCCACCUAUGGCUGUUAGCAGAGUUGCCCUUGUGGGAGAUGCCGCACACUCCAUGUCCCCGUGGUUCGGCCAAGGCGGCACCGCUUGCAUUGAAGACGCAGCUGAACUGGGUAACACGCUUUAUUCUAUCUUCUCGGAGUCUCAAAAGGUCAAAGAAGCGCUACAAGCAUACCGCAGUCGCCGAGAGAAACGCACACAAGAGAUUGCCAAGUUUUCAGCUGAUUUUGGUCGUCUUUAUUCGGCGCAACUUCCGUAUGGCUUGGGAGGAAUUGUGAGGGGUUUGCUGUUUGGGUAUGUGCCAAGCAAUAUCUGGCUUUGGUGGUUGAAGUGGCUUUAUGGGUAUCAACCUAUUUUGAGGGGAUUGGAUGUGAGUGGGAGCGAGGUGGAUAAGUGA
Hyaloscypha bicolor E is the source of this 1278-nucleotide messenger RNA. Its product is annotated as FAD binding monooxygenase. The coding region runs from base 1 to 1278 and encodes 425 amino acids. Gene Ontology annotation, molecular function: monooxygenase activity; FAD binding. The record is from RefSeq and is a predicted model, not a curated record. The transcript has 3 exons. NCBI's taxonomy places the organism in Eukaryota, Fungi, Ascomycota, Leotiomycetes, Helotiales, Hyaloscyphaceae.